UAUUUGAAAUACUACGAGCCCAACCAAGCCUGGUCACGGUAGAACGAGCACGCAGGCGAGAGUGAAAGAUCUGAAAUUUCUUGUCUUCGAUUCAUUUCAAUCUCCUUCAUCAUUGGAUCAAUCUGCACGAGCUAAACGCCGCCGAUUAAGACCAAUCUCUGCCGAGGACGUCCUCAAAGCUGAUGUAAAUCAGUAAAUGGAAGUUUUUCUGGAAAAAAAGGGUUAAAUCCUAAUCAGUUUUGGAUUUCAGAAAGUAGUUGCCUUUGAGAUCGAGGUUACAUCAAUGUCGGUAUCUCUGGGAUGAGAGGAACAUUACUAUUGCUGAAAUUAGCUUGAAUGGCUGGUGGUAGGGGAAUUUACCACUUGCUGAGGGGCAGACUCCAUUCUCAUUCAGCUGCCCCACCAGCUUUGUCAUCACUCAUUUUGAGGAAAGAUCAAAAUGACACCGGAUCUGCUGGUGUGAAGUCACUGAGGGCAAUCGCUCUUUUAGGAGCAGGUGUAUCAGGGAUUUUAAGUUUUACAACUAUUGCCUCUGCUGAUGAAGCUGAACAUGGUCUUGAAUCUCCAAGCUACCCCUGGCCUCACCAAGGCAUUCUCAGUUCUUAUGACCAUGCUUCGAUCCGACGUGGUCACCAGGUGUACACGCAAGUAUGUGCAUCGUGCCACUCAAUGUCACUGAUUUCAUAUCGUGACUUGGUGGGAGUUGCAUACACAGAGGAAGAAACAAAAGCAAUGGCUGCUGAAAUUGAAGUGGAAGAUGGUCCAAAUGAUGAAGGGGAGAUGUUCACACGCCCUGGCAAACUCAGUGAUCGCUUCCCUCAACCUUAUGCCAAUGAACAGGCUGCUAGGUUUGCUAAUGGAGGAGCCUACCCUCCAGAUCUCAGCCUUAUUACCAAAGCCCGCCAUAACGGACAGAACUAUGUGUUUGCGCUUCUGACUGGGUACCGUGAUCCUCCUGCUGGUGUUACUAUUCGUGAAGGUUUGCAUUAUAAUCCAUACUUCCCUGGUGGAGCUAUUGCGAUGCCUAAAAUGCUUAAUGAUGGUGCUGUUGAAUAUGAAGAUGGCACUCCUGCAACAGAGGCCCAGAUGGGAAAAGAUGUUGUCUCGUUUUUGAGUUGGGCUGCAGAACCAGAAAUGGAAGAAAGGAAACUGAUGGGAUUUAAGUGGAUAUUUGUACUGUCAUUGGCUUUGCUUCAAGCAGCUUAUUACAGGCGUUUGAGGUGGUCUGUUUUGAAGUCCCGCAAGCUUGUUCUUGAUGUUGUCAACUAGAAGCUUCUCUCCUCUGGUUGGAUCGCAAAUCUUUUUUUUUUUUUUUUAAAAGGCUUUCAAAUGAUAAAUAAUUAUUUCUGUAAAAGAUUUAAAUGCUUAAUUUUUGUGCUAAAUUUGGUACACAAGAUGUAUUUCGGUUUUCACUGGUCUUCCAUUUUGGAAUUUUGAAGCAAGUAAUAAGGGAAUUGUGUUCAUGUAAUUUGCUAAUUGUUUU
Molecule: messenger RNA, 1483 nt
Organism: Lactuca virosa
Lineage: Eukaryota; Viridiplantae; Streptophyta; Magnoliopsida; Asterales; Asteraceae
Source: the annotation of a GenBank genome assembly